AUGUGCAGCUACUCGAUGCGCCAGAACACUGAGUAGUAACCACAACCGGUAUGCAAAUUGACAUUGGUAUAGAAAGAUUGAGUUUGGCAUGUAGUGCACAACUAUGACUGAACCACGUAUUCGAGACUGUCUCGGAGCUAAGAUGUGGGUUUGUCAGCCUUGCAAGUCCGGAAUCUUGAAGACAGAACGCUACUGGGAUCUAGUCAGCGGGGAUUUUGACCUCGAAACACUAAAGGAACAAAGCAACCUCAAGCCUAUGCUUCAUACAGAUGGAUUUCGUCAACCAGCAGAUGAAGGGCAUUGCACCAAUUCACCACUUGGAUGCGAUAUCAAAUCGGAUGUCAAUGCGAGUCAUCUCAGGUUUGGUGAAUGUAUCUCGGCAGACAGCGUUGAUGUUUGGGACCCUCAAGAAACGUUCUGGCAAUAUGUCCGACUAGAGUUGAAAGAAGAGAUUUAUUCCCCAAGAAGUUUGAGGUUGUUUCCCAAUAAAGCUAGACUCCAACGGAAGAACCUUGAUCCGGUAUUAUUCAAAGUGCCGACUUCAACUGUACGAAGCCAGAGCCGGAAAAGAAAUCUGGAGCAAACACUCUGAUGGCAUCUCAUAUAUACGUCUGCAAAGCCUUGUGUAGCCUAACAAGCAUGCCGUUUCGUUAUGGCACAGGGUCUAGUUGCACUCCGAUGAGUCUCGGCACCAUCGGUCGCGUUUCGCAUCGCCAUCUGCGCACUUCAUUUCUAUCUUCUCGAUCAAAUAUGAACAGGAA
Mollisia scopiformis is the source of this 761-nucleotide messenger RNA. RefSeq lists its product as uncharacterized. NCBI's taxonomy places the organism in Eukaryota, Fungi, Ascomycota, Leotiomycetes, Helotiales, Mollisiaceae. The record is from RefSeq and is a predicted model, not a curated record. Bases 104 to 592 code for a protein of 162 amino acids. The transcript has a single exon.